AUGUCUUCCCCGCGUACGGCGUGGUCGCUCGUCCAAGGUGUGCAUGUGGGUGCCGAGGCUUCAUCUGACUUCGCGCGACGUGAAAAAGAGACGCCACUCAGUCACCAGCCACUCGGGCGCCACACGUCCAAGCGUUGUAAUGCCGACAAUCUGCCAUCCUGGUGGGUAGCCUGCAUCGGGCUGCACUGCGCCUGCGAUGGCGAACCAUGGGCCCUGGCGAACUCUCUCGACGUGUUCAUCGCGCUGCGGAGAGAAGCAUCGGAGAAGCGGUGCACGCGAAGUUCACCAUGA
Messenger RNA from Parastagonospora nodorum SN15, 291 nucleotides. RefSeq lists its product as hypothetical. NCBI's taxonomy places the organism in Eukaryota, Fungi, Ascomycota, Dothideomycetes, Pleosporales, Phaeosphaeriaceae. The record is from RefSeq and is a predicted model, not a curated record. The transcript is spliced from 3 exons. The coding region runs from base 1 to 291 and encodes 96 amino acids.